AUGGAAGACGACAGGCUUUCAGUCUCUUCCCUCAAAUCGACCGAUUCGACUCGUACCACAGAUUCGGUUCGUGACCGUGAAGACUACCUCAAGCAGUCUGAGAGACUCUUCAUCCUACAAUCAUUUACAGUUGGAGCUCUCAAGAACAUGCGCAAUUACGAAGGUCAGACACCAGCUGGAGACCGCAAAACAGACGUACUCGCAAGAGCCGUCCAGCUCGUCAAAACAAAGACUGAGAUAGUCGACUUCAUUCUUGCAGCUUGCCCAUACAAGUAA
Molecule: messenger RNA, 276 nt
Organism: Trichomonas vaginalis G3
Lineage: Eukaryota; Parabasalia; Trichomonadida; Trichomonadidae
Exons: 1
Coding region: 1-276 (91 amino acids)
Source: RefSeq, a predicted model, not a curated record